Molecule: messenger RNA, 1389 nt
Organism: Salvelinus namaycush (lake trout)
Lineage: Eukaryota; Metazoa; Chordata; Actinopteri; Salmoniformes; Salmonidae
Product: plexin domain-containing protein 1-like
Exons: 13
Coding region: 1-1389 (462 amino acids)
Source: RefSeq, a predicted model, not a curated record
AUGCGGUAUCAUGUGAAUGGACAGCAGCAUGAGAAGCCAUCACACAGGUCCCCCAGAGAGCCGUGGCUGGGUGACACCAGGGUGGCCAGGGAAGUACUGGGAGGAGGACUGACCAUUGACACCCUACCAGACAACAUGACACACUUAGUGGAGGACGCUGGUAGGUAUUACACAUGGCGUAGUUUUGGCCCUGAUGACCAACGCACAGAUGAACUCUGGGUAGAUCUAAACGACCUAGAACAUGGCCAAGUCAGAAUGCAUGGCAUUUUGUCCAAUACACACAGACAGGCUGCGAAGGUUGCCCUCUCAUUUGACUUCCCCUUCUACGGACAUUAUUUGAGGCAGAUUACCAUAGCAACAGGAGGGUUUAUUUUCAUGGGAGAGGUCACACACCGCAUGCUGACAGCAACACAGUACAUCGCUCCCCUCAUGGCCAACUUUGACCCCAGCUUCUCCAAGGAGUCUACAGUGCAGUACCUGGACAAUGGUGAGGUGUUUGUGGUGCAGUGGGAGCGGGUGAGACUCCAUGGGAGGGAGGCAGAGGGGGCAUACACCUUCCAGGCUGCCCUGCACCUCACAGGGACCAUCACCUUCAGCUACAGAGAUAUACCUUUGCCAGUGGAGGUGAUAAGUUCUGCUGAGCACCAAGUGAAGGCAGGGUUGUCAGAUGCAUUCAUGGUGAACCUGCCUUCCCCUUCCCCUCAAUCCUCAGAUGCCCAACGUCGGCUCUACGAGUACCAUCGGGUGGACAUCGAUACAACUAAGAUCACCAACAACUCUGCCUUUGAGUUCACUGCAUUGCCUACCUGUCUGCAGCAUGACAGCUGUGAACUCUGCCUCUCGUCCAACCUAACCUCUGGCUGUACCUGGUGCAACGUCCUCCAGAGGUGCUCAGACGGAAUGGACAGACACAGGCAGGAGUGGCUGGACUACGCCUGUUCAGAAGAGGCCAAAGAUGUCACCUGUGAGGAUUAUUCCAAGGGGGGACCAGACAGCUCCAUUGACCCUUCAGUUCCCUCAGACUCUGAGGUCACCACUCCCCUGGGGCCCCUACCAGAAGGCCCUGCCACGGAGAAUGACACCAAACGUGUGAUUCUCUACAAUGGUAAAGACGUGAAGACAGGCCCUCCGAGACAACACGACGGGUCAGCUCACACAGGAGUUAUAGCAGGUGUAGUAGCUGCAUUGGUGCUACUGCUGGCUCUGACACUGCUGGCUCUUUACAUCAACUCUCAUCCUUCUGCUGCCUCACCACUCUACAUCCUACAGCGACGCAACAGCUACUGGCCAUCCAUGAAGUUCAGGAAGCAGGGAUUCCACUCCAGCUACGCAGAGGUGGAGGUCGAAGGUCACGAGAAGGAGGGAAUCAUGGAAGCUGGCCAGUGCUGA